AUGUCGUCCUCAUCUGGCGAUGACCAGGACGCGUUCGUGCUUGACUGCAUCACAAACUGGACGGCCGAAGGCGCAUCGCAACUUCAAGCCUCUCUCCAGGAGGCCAUCGCACAUGCACAGCACCAUCAAGAUGACUCGCGCCUGUCUUCGCUCUUGAUCGCAUCUCUUCGCUCGCUCUGCUUAGCAUCACGCACAUCGGAGGACUCCAUAUGUGGUCUCCUUGAAAGAGUCAACGGAGACAGCCAAGAGGAGGGAGUACCAUCGACCUUUACAGAGACCCUCCUCGAUUCAAUAUGGAGCGUCGACCUCGAGAUCGAGUCCCGCACCGACUGGCUAUCUUCCCACGCGCCACCAGCCGAAGGCGCAAUUUCGGUCGGCUUAGAAGCCGAAGAGCCAAUACCCGCGGCAGUUGCGCGUCAGCGCCUAGCAGGCCUUGUCCAUCUCCUCAUAUCCACAAACGUCCUCGACCAGGACCAAGUGGCCGAAAGACUGGAGCAAAGUCUUCUCGCCUUGAUCGGUCUCAUCCCAAAUGAAGGCUACUUUCAGAAGCGCUCCAUACAGAUCCGUACCGCGCGACUCUUCAAGCAGCAAAAGUUCAAUUUGCUUCGCGAGGAGAACCAAGGCUACACCGCGCUCAUCACCGAGAUCGUCACCAACCUCGGGCCUGCUGUCGCUGCUGUCCGAUGUCAAGGGCCAAGUCGGGAUGCUGCUACUGCAUCAGCAUCCAUAUUCGGCGAUGAUUCCGUCACUGUUGUCGAACAAGAGUCGCCGCUCGUCCGCAAUCGCCGAGCUGCCCGCGUCAUGACCAAUGUUCAGGCGCUCAUCGGCUACUUUGACCUCGAUGCCAACCGCGUUCUUGACAUUAUCCUCGACCUCUUUGCCACCGAAGUCGUGCGUCAUUACCCCUUCUUCCUUGCUUUGCUCGCAGUCUCCCCUUGGACAAACGCGGAUGCGUCUUCUCCAUCAUCAGCAUCCGCCUCCAACGGCGCCAACACGAAUGUCUUUGGCAGCGUCAAUCUCGAUCUUUCUUCCGACCCAGGUGACGGCAUUUGCGCUCAGCUGCUGGGUUUCAAGUUUGCCCACUACUGCCAUCCUGACAUCAAGGACGCAACGCCAGACGAGCUCUACUUCCUGGCCGCGCUUCUCAUCAAAGAAGGUCUCGUCCGCUUCGCCGAUCUCUAUCCUCACCUGUCUCCGGACCAAGAAGGCAUGAACAAGCUCCAGGUCAAGCACCGUCAAGCUAUGUCUGCUAAGGUCUCGAGUGCUCGAGCUAACGCGCUAUCCAUGGCGGCGCCCCUGACGGAUGACUCGGACCCAUCUUCAACGCGAAAGGACUCGGCCAAGACCGCCGCUGACGUGACCCCGAAAGAGCCACCAUACCAGACCGUCGGUCUGUUGCGAGCGUUACUCGCGUUGGGCGAUUUGCGGCAUGCCCUGUUCAUCCUUACUCGGUACCCAUGGCUAUGCUCGGCCUUCAACGAGAUCGCCGACCCUUAUAUCCGUUUGUUGAACGUCGUCAUUCAGCCGGCAUACGACGAGAUCUCCUUCUCCCGCAUGAACCCAGCCUGCGCUGGCCCUUCCGUCACCGCGCCACGAUCACGAUGGGACGCGAAAUCGCAAGCUGCCGUCCCUCCCACUGUCAAGAGUCUGGUUCUUACACGCAAAGUGCCCGAACCAAUUCCUUCCCUCAACUGCCAGCAAGUCUUCUUCUACCCACAUUGGAGGGACUCGCUGCCCAGCUGCCGGAGCCUCGAAGAUGUUCCUCGCAUCUUCCUGCCGCUCCUCAAGGUUCUUGGCGUCUCGCUGUGGAGAGAUGCUGCGUUGUUGCAGAAGGUCUGUCGCCUGACCAAAGUUGGGUUUCGCCUUGCCAAUGCAGCCGACGCCUCAAACGCUACACCCAUGGAUGACUUUGACGACUUUGGCGAGCCCGAGCAGGACCCAGAGAGCCAAAUAUGGUUUGAUGUUCUGCGGUUCCACCUCCUGCCGGCAUUCUCGCUUUCGCCGUCCAACUCGGGCAUUGUGGACGAGAUCUGGAUGCUGGUUCGCAUCAUGCCCUACGAGAAGCGCUUCUCUCUCUAUGGCCAGUGGAAGAACGACCUCUACCAGUGGCCCGAGCUGCGUGCAGCGCAGGCUGCAACCGAAAAGGAAGCCAAAGGCAUCCUCAAGAGAAUCAGCAAGGACAACAUCAAGCAGUCGGGUCGCAACCUCGCCAAAGCUUCGCAUUCGAAUCCGACCAUCUUCUUCACCGUGGCUCUCAAUCAGGUGCAAGCGUACGACAAUCUGAUCCAGCCCUUGGUAGAAUCGGCGAAGUACCUCUCUCAGUUCGAGUACGACAUCUUCUCCUUCAACCUGGUAGACGCAUUAAGCAAUCCUGAAAAAGAGCGCACCAAGCAGGAUGGCACCAACAUCAGCCUGUGGCUCAAGUCUCUGGCCGCCUUUUGCGGGACACUCUUCCGACGCUACGCUAUGAUGGACUGCACGCCCAUUUUGCAGUACCUCGUCAACCAGCUCAAAGCCAACAACUCCAAAGAUCUCGUCAUCAUGUCCGAACUCAUCACCAAGAUGUCCGGAAUCGAGCCGCUCGCCAACCUCGCCGACGCGCAGAUCGCAGCUCUGACCGGUGGUCGCCAUUUGCACAUGGAGGCGAUGAUGGCUGCCAACGCUCUGACGGGCAGCAAGGAGCGUAUCGCCUACCGCCGCUCGGGCCAGCGUCUGCUCAAUGCUCUCGUGGAAAGCAAGCUUUCCGUGCCGCUCCUCAUCCUCGUAGCUCAGCAGCGCCAAGCUUGCAUUCACCUUGUGCCCGAGAGCGAAGCGCACCUCAAGUACCUCGGCAAUUUGUACGACUCGUGUCAAGAGGUGCUUCUGCAGUAUGUCGAGUUCCUCUUCAACCAUCUCGAAACGCCAGAUUACGCCUCGCUCGUCCCUUCGCUGCAGGAUCUCUGCGUCCGCUUCGGGAUCGAGCCCGCCAUGGCCUUCUAUAUUGCUCGACCCAAGCUUGUACACAGCAUGAAGCAGAUCGAGGCGGCAGACGCGGCAGACAAGCUUCGUGCCGAGCUUACGGCGAGUCGUGCAAAAGCCAAAGCGGCCGAGACGGAGAAAGAAAUGCCGGAUGCAGUUGAGGGGGGCAACGAAGGAAAGGAAGACGGCAUUGUAGAUACAACAGACGCCAACAAGGACGGCGAUGUCGAGAUGGAGGAUGCCGAGACGCCACAGCCCGGUACACAAGAUACGGAAAAUGGCCUUAGCAAUGUGAAUGAAGCAAAAGUGGAAGACAAAGCCUUACCACCAGCGACAGGACCUUGGCAUCGAGGCUUGUUGGAUGCCAUCGCAGCUGCAAAGGACAUGCUACCCGAAGCCGCUCACUCGAGCCUCGGCGUCCAUUUUUACGUGACGUUCUGGCAGCUCAGCCUAGCCGACAUCAAUGUCCCGAUCGAACGAUACCAGCAGGAAGUCAAGCGACUCAACGCUCUCAUCCGCGAACCGGGCGUCGAGGAUCAGCGGAAGCGACUCCUUCAGGACAAUGUCAACCAACUCAACGCCGAGAUGAAGGACCAGAUGAAGUCGCACGAGGUCACACGAAAGCGACUCAUGGCGGAGAAAGAUCACUGGUUCGACGACAAGGCGGAUCGUGGUGCCAUCGUGGCGCACCUGAUUCAGUACUGCUUGUUCCCGCGUGCACUGCUCUCGCCUACGGACGCCAUCCUCGCAGGCAAGUUCGUCCGCACCGCGCACAACCUGGGCACGCGCAACUUUUCGAGUCUCACCGCCUACGACAAGAUCUUUGUCGAUCACAUUGCAGCUGUCAUCUUCUCUUCCACCGAGAAUGAGGCUCGUAACUACUCGCGCUUCCUCUACACCAUCCUUGCCGACCUCAGCCCCUGGCACCGUUCGGUCGAGACAUUCAACAAGGAGGCCAUCGGUCAGAAGCUGCCCGGCUUCCAGAUGCGCUGGCACGAUCGCAACGGCGGCGAGGAGAUUCCUGCGGCCGAUCUGCUGUCGUGGGAGCAGUUCCGAAUCAUCUUUUGCAAAUGGCAGGACUGCCUUCAGAAGGCGUUCAAGAGCUGCCUCUCGUCCAAGGAGUACAUGCGCAUUCGCAACACGAUCAUUGUGAUGACCAGGAUCUCUCCUUUCUACCCGCUCAUCGAGUCCAACGGUAUAGAGAUCAGUGCCAUUGUCGAGUCGCUCGCAGCCAACGAACAGCGUGGUGACCUCAAGAUUCUCGCCCAGGGACUGCUGGCGACAUUGAAGGCUCGCAUGAAGUCUUGGGUUCCGAUGCAUCAGGCCCGAGCGGUGCCGAAUCCUCCGGCUGCUGCUGCCAAGGCGGAGACAGAUGCGAAGAAGGACACUGACAAGAACGACGGGAAGGAUGCAAAAGACGCUCGCAAACCGCAAGAGCCUGCAAACGCAAAGGAAGCAGCAGACGUUAAGGCAGCGACACAGCCAAAGAGGGAUGCUGGUCCAGCCGCUGCGCCUCAAACCAACGGCGUUGGCGCGAAAAAGGAAUCGGAAGACCGCAAAGCCAGCACGCCUGUCCCCUCCGGACCGCGAGUCUCGUCUGCAUCGGCCGGUCAAAGCGCUCGCGGAGGCCAAACGACCAAGGUGCCUCCCAGCGCCAACCUCCCAACCCGUCCAGCCCUCCAGUCGCGGCAGUCGACCGCCUCCGAGCCCAAAGACCGUCGAUCCGCCGGUCCACCUGCUAACGAACCUCGCCGAGCCGACGACCGCGGCAGCGCCAAGACCGAUGACUCGUCCAAGCGUCCUGCGCCAGCGGAGCGUAGUCAACCCGCACCGCCAUCCGGACCCCGCAACGACACUUCGCGAGACAAUGGCCUGCCCUCGCGUCCUCCUCGCGAGCCUGCCUCCUUGGACGACCGCAACCGCUCCAACGGUGGGGCAGGGGACCGUCGCCCACCGGCCAAAAUUACGCGCGAGCCUAUCGAAAAGACUCCUGCCCAACUGGCCCGCACGGAACCGAUGAAUCCACCUGCCGGACCGGCUAGCACGACGGGUGCCCAAGCUGCGCGCUCUCGUGCUGAUCGCGAUCGAGGUGAGCGAUCGACCUCUGCUUCACUGCCAGCCAAGGACGGGCGCGAGAGGGAGCGCGAGAGGGAGCGCAAUGCGGAUCGGGACAAGGCUCGCGCUGCGGACCGCGAUCGUGAGCGAGAGCGGGAGAGGGAGAGGGACCGGGAGCGUGAUCGACGGGAUCGUGAUCGGUCUGCUCGAGACCGGGAUCGUGACCGUGAAAGGGAGCGAGAGCGUGAGAGGGAGCGAGACCGCGAUCGUGCACGCGAUCGGGAUCGUGGGAGCAACCAACGCGAACGUGAUGACAAGAAGCGUGGUGGCAGUGCGCAAGCCAGCCGCAACGGCACACCUGUCCGCGACGCUCCUGUGGACGGGGGCAGCCGUGGAAGCGGGUCCAAUACACCGCUGGGUCCGCGUCGCGACCGCGAGCGCGAGCCUGCGGCAGCCACUCCGACCUCGGCACGCUCGACACCCGGCCCUGCGGGUGCGGGAGACGAGCUCAGCAUCCGCGGAGGUGCCGAACGCAAGCGCACACUUGUCGACCGUCUGGGUGGCUCCUCCGCCCCCGUCUCGGGUGGCAACUCGCCGAGACCGACCGAGGCAGACGCUGCAGCCGCCUGGGACACCCCCGCUGUCGCUGACAGCGCUAAGCGGGUCAAGCUCGAUCGUGCAAAGUACGUACCUGCUGGCCCGCCGACGGGUGUUCCUGAGGGCCCGAGGGGGGACAAGCGCCAGUCGGGAAGGAGCUCCUUCGGUGGCGGGAGGAGGGAUCGCGAUCGUCGGGAUCGGAGUGCUAGGCGGGCGGGCAACGAGUGA
Molecule: messenger RNA, 5838 nt
Organism: Kalmanozyma brasiliensis GHG001
Lineage: Eukaryota; Fungi; Basidiomycota; Ustilaginomycetes; Ustilaginales
Product: THO complex, subunitTHOC2, N-terminal
Exons: 2
Coding region: 1-5838 (1945 amino acids)
Biological process (GO): mRNA export from nucleus; mRNA processing
Cellular component (GO): THO complex part of transcription export complex
Molecular function (GO): mRNA binding
Source: RefSeq, a predicted model, not a curated record